This is a messenger RNA of Brassica napus (rape), 3015 nucleotides long. RefSeq lists its product as uncharacterized. The record is from RefSeq and is a predicted model, not a curated record. NCBI's taxonomy places the organism in Eukaryota, Viridiplantae, Streptophyta, Magnoliopsida, Brassicales, Brassicaceae. The transcript has 8 exons. Bases 813 to 2837 code for a protein of 674 amino acids.
UUUUUUUCUUCGACGUAACCAAGAAACACAAAUCCAAACACAAUCGACAAUCUCAAAUCACUAUCUCCCUCAGUCUUCCCUCACUAAUCAAACUCUGUAACAAUCAUCUUGAAGUUGGUCCCUUGAAUCUCAUCUAUUUCUCUAUUUCGUGUCACUCAUUGGAAAACUAUGGCUCCUAAGACUCGCUUCGCCGGAAAAACAAACAAGGAAGGUGCGCCGGAGAAGAAGAAGAAGAACGAGUCUGCGGCGGAGAAGAAGAAAGCUGCGGCGGAGAAGAAGAAAGCUGCGGCGGUGAAGAAGAAAGCUGCGGCGGUGAAGAAGAAAGCUGCAGCGGUGAAGAGGAGGAGAGUAUCCGUGAAAAAAAAAAGAGAUGCAGCAAAGAAGAAGACUGAAACCGCAGAAAAGAAGAGGAAGCAAGACUCAUCUUCGUCGGAGUCUUCAUCCAAUCCAACCAAGCGGCGUCGGACCGCAUCUUCACCAGAACAACAUUCCGAUCCCGAUCAUUCCCGGCACCAUCAGCGGAAUUGCUUUCUCAGGAUGAUAGAGAGGGUACGCCAAGCCCAUCAUUUCCAAUUGAGCCACAAAAAGCACCUACUCAAACACCCAGUGAGGCGGAGAAUCCACUGCAAGCUCCAAUAACUUCUAACAACAGAGAGGAUCCCAACAGAGAGUCACACUCACCAGAGGCUGCCAUUAACAAUGAAGCGCAAAGAACGAUUGGAUCUAACAACAGUGAUUCAAACCCACCUGAGGCUGCCAUUGGAUCUGCUACCAUUGACAAUGACGCGCCAAGAACGGCUGGGGAGGAGAAUAUGGCCGUAGAACCAAUGAGACCUGUUGGUUUUUUCUUCAAGCCGAGUGAUUAUUGGACGGCUUGCAAGCUCUCCUUAAGGUGCCACCAACACGAUUUUCUGGAGACGAUUAAAGACUUUAAGGAGUCAGAGAAGAGUUGGUUUGAGAAUCACCCUCAGUUCAAGCAUUUAUUCCACAUGGAUUGUUGCGAGAAAAGAAAGGUUCAGGGAUUGUGGAUGUUGCUACUUCGUUGUAUGCAUACAGGAAAGGAGCGACAAGCUUGGUUUGGGGUAAACGGUGUUCCAAUUAGAUACUCUAUCAGGGAACAUGCCCUCCUCUCUGGUUUAUACUGCGGAUCAUACCCUGAAAACUAUCCGAUAAAAGGGAAGAUGAAGUUUGCAACAAAGCAUUUUAAGCACUUGCAGAAGAAGACUAAGGAGAAGAAUAGGAAGAAACAGGGACUGAGAGUGACAGAAGCGGAUGUCUUAGAGAAGCUUGAGAAGAUGGAAGCUGAUGAUGGUAGUGAUGAGCGUCUGAAGAUGGCGGUUCUUUAUUUUUUGACCAGAGUAAUAAGAGGAAGGAAAAGAAAUGCAUACUUCAUUGAGCCUUUCAUUCUCCAGGCAGUAGAUGAUCUGGAUUUUUGCAACAAGUUUCCAUGGGGCCGUUACACAUUUGAUGAUUGUAUGAAGGAGAUUUUCCACUUGAGGGAUCAUUUCGCUAAAGGGCUCCCAGAGAAUAAUAUGCAGUGGACAUUUCCUGGGUUUGUCAUCCCUUUGGAGAUAUUGGCUUUUGAAUGUAUCCCUGUCCUUAGGGAAAGUUUCAGAGAUCCUGAUCCAAACUGUCUCCCAGAUUGCCCAAGAAUGUGCAAAUGGAAGUACAAGAGGACUGGGACAACAGGAUUUGCAUUAGAAGAGAUUUAUAAGGCGCUUGGAAACACAAAGGUGAUUUCAAGUACGCUGAAACCACAGGGAGAUGAACUAGACCUCUUGUAUGAAAUCAUGGAUGAAGGGAGUGUGGAAGACGUGGAGCUGCAAGAUGAUUCAGAUAAGGCAGACAUAGCCGUUGACGGUUGGAACCGGAUCCUUAUAGAACCGGAAGGAAAAAUAUUUUGGGAGGAUCUAUUCGAGAUGGAUGUGAGAACCCGGCCUACCACACAGCAACAAUCUGAGCCUCAUGGUAUAUUCGAAGGACAGGAGGAAGAAAGGGUAUGUGAGGAACCCGAGGCAGGGGGCGAGGCAGGCCGUGAGAGUGUAAAAGAGUUGGAAUUGAGAUUGAACAAGAGAAUGGAUGACGGAUUUGCAUUGAGAGACGAAACAAUUCGUCUCUUGGCAGCACGAGUAAAGGAGUUGGAACAAGACAAGAUUCAAAGAGAAAAUUGGUCAUUCCAAUUUGGUGAAUAUGAAACAUGUGAGGCUUCAGGAGGCAAAGGAAGAGAUAAUAUGGGCAAUGGCAAUGAAGAUGGUGAGGCAGUGGCUGAGAAGGAUGGUGAGAAACAGGUCGAAGAAGAGGCUGAGAAGAAUGGCACGAAAGAGGCUGAGAAGGAUGGCGCGAAAGAGGCUGAGACAACACCUGAAGAUGCUGAGGGUGAAGAAGAAGCUGAUAAGGAUGGUAAGAAUAGCGAGUCAGAUGCUGUCACUGCAGCUGUACACACUCCUCUUCCUACUGAGACAACACCUGAAGAUGUUGAGGGUGAGGAAGAGGCUGCGAAAGAGGCUUAUGAGGUCGCUGGCAAUGAGGAUGAAGUAGGUCAGAAGGAGGGCGAGACAGAGGCUGACAAGGAGGGUGAAACUGAGGAAGGCAAGACAGAUGUGGAGGACUCGCCAUCUACUCUUCAAGUGAUGGCAGAAGCUGCGGAGAAACUCGAGAAAGAGGUUGAUGAUAAGGCUGCUGCAGAGAAAGCUGCUGCAGAGAAGGCUGCUGCAGAUUUAGCUGCUGCUGAAAAGGCAGCUAGUGAUAAGGAAAAAGUUGGUGAUCAGAAGGAGACCAGGCCAAAGAGGACCCAUAAACCUUCUCGUCCGCUCAGGUCUCCGUAUCAGAAAAACUAAUAGCUAUUUGGAAUAGCUUUUAAGAACUAAAACUUAUGUUCCAACUAAAACUUAUGACUUAUGUUUCUUUUGAUGCUAAUACUUAUGACUUAUGUUUUCUGUUGUGUUAAAACUUAUGACUUAUGUGGAUGUUGUGUUAAAACUUAUGACAUAUGUUUAUGUUCCUGUUUCUGUUGUA